This is a messenger RNA of Syngnathus typhle (broad-nosed pipefish), 2617 nucleotides long. Its product is annotated as protein MTSS 1-like. NCBI's taxonomy places the organism in Eukaryota, Metazoa, Chordata, Actinopteri, Syngnathiformes, Syngnathidae. Bases 322 to 2079 code for a protein of 585 amino acids. The record is from RefSeq and is a predicted model, not a curated record. Gene Ontology annotation, molecular function: phospholipid binding; actin binding. Gene Ontology annotation, cellular component: actin cytoskeleton; cytoplasmic side of plasma membrane. Gene Ontology annotation, biological process: adherens junction maintenance; plasma membrane organization; positive regulation of actin filament bundle assembly. The transcript is spliced from 12 exons.
GUCUUCCCUGACAGCCUCGUCCCUGCGGCUCUCCAACCUUGUGUUAGAAAAGAUGACGAAGCUGGCGACGGUCGUGCCCGCUCGCUCCCCUCGCGCGCGCGUCCUUGACGUCCUCUUCCCCGCGGGGACACAGCCUCCAUCGCCGCCGGGUAGUCGCCGCUAAACGCCUCUGCAGCUCCGUGAGCCCGGGAGAGAAAGGCGGAAAGAUCCCCGCCCCUCCCCUCCCAUUCCAGUGCGCGCGUACGUCCCCCAUUCAGACUCGUUAUUGUUGUGCUGCACUGCACAUGAUCCUUUUGGAUGUUUUCGACUGAUUGAGUCAAGAUGGAAAGCAUGGAGAGGGAGUGCAGCGCGCUGGGCGGCCUCUUCCAGAACGUCAUCGCGGACAUGAAGGCCGGUUAUCCCGUGUGGGAAGACUUUGUCGGCAAAGCUGGAAAACUGCAGUCGCAGCUCAGGACGACGGUGUUGGCGCUGGCGGCCUUCCUGGAUGCCUUUCAGAAGGUGGCCGACAUGGCGACCGGCAGCCGAGGGGCGACGAGGGACAUCGGCUCAGCUCUCACCAGGAUGUGCAUGAGGCACCGCAGCAUCGAGGCAAAGCUCAGGCAGUUCUCCACGUUGUUUGUGGAUUGCCUGAUCAACCCACUCCAGGAGCAGAUGGAAGACUGGAAGAGAGUCACCAACACGCUAGACAAGGACCACGCCAAAGAGUACAAGAAAGCCCGCCAGGAGAUCAAGAAGCGCUCUUCGGACACACUGAAGCUGCAGAAGAAAGCCAAGAAAGCCGACGUCUUUGGGCGCGGAGACAUCCAGCCGCAGUUGGACAACGCCAAGCAGGAAGUGAGCGACAAGUACUUCCUGCUGGAGGAGGCCGAGAAGCAGGCGGUGCGGAGAGCCAUGGUGGAGGAGAGGAGCCGCUUCUGCUGCCUGGUGGCCAUGUUCAGACCCGUCGUGGAGGAGGAGAUGUCCAUGCUGGGCGAGCUCAGCCACCUUCAGACGCUGACUGAGGACCUGAAGAUGUUGACCAUGGACCCUCACAAGUUGCCACCUUCCAGUGAACAAGUGAUUGUGGACCUGAAGGCGUCUGAGUGCACCUGGUCCUAUCAGACUCCGCCCUCAUCUCCAAGCACCACGUCCAGGAAGUCCAGCAUGUGCAGCAGCCUGAACAGCGUGAACAGCAGCGACUCUCGCUCUAGCGGCUCGCACUGCCACUCGCCCGGCUCGCAUUUCCGCUACCGUGCCUCAUCCUCAUCUUCGUCCUCGUCGGCCCUCCCGCAGCAGACGCCGGCCCGCCUCUCGUCGGUGUCCUCCCACGACUCGGGCUUCAUCUCGCAGGACGCUUCCCAGUCCAAGUCGCCGUCCCCUAUGCCCGCCGUCAAGGAGGACAGAGAGGCCCAGGUAGAGCUGGCUAAGGCGCUGGCCCGCAGUCUCCACUUGGACUUCCACGGCUCCAGCAGGGACUCGGUGCAGGGCUCCAGCGGCUACAGUAGUCAAACCGUCACGCCGUGUUGCUCUGAGGAUGCUGGCCCCACGCAAGAGUGCGACUAUUUCUCCACGGAUCACGAAGGGGAGGAACCGACUGCCGAGUCGCCCGGCGUCCCGCGCCCCAGCGACAUCUCUCAGUCCUGCCGCCGAUCGCUGCAGUCCAAGCGCGGUACGUCAGCCCGCGUGGCGCCCUCCGCGGUGGUCCCGCCGGGGGUGGCCACCAUUCGCCGGACACCGUCCUCCAAGGCCAGCCUGCGGCGCCCGUCGAGCAGCCUCGCUUCGGGCCCCAUCCCCAUCAAGCCGCCCGUGGUCCCCGUCAAGACGCCCACCGUACCGGACCACCCCGGGGGGAGGACGUCGGAGGAUGGGCACAGCCCUUGGAACCCCCCAGGUGCACCUGUCUCACCAGGGAGUGGCGUAAGCCUUUGGCCUCAGUCAGAUGUAAGCCGGGGGUCCGAGCCGGAGCGACGUCCUUUGCCCGAGCUGCUGGAGGAGACGGAACACGGCGACGGCGUGGACGACUUCCUUGUAGCCAUCCGGCGUGGCGUCAGGCUGAAGAGGACCAGCACCGACGACCGAUCGGCACCCAGGAUCCACUGACCGAGGAGGUUUUGUUCAGAAUGUGCCAAACAUGACUCACAGGUCAAAAAAGUUGUGGGAUGUUAAAUUUUCUUUUGCACGCUCUCUCCGCUUCAAGUGCCAAAACCUGCUCCAGUAUGACUUUGAUUUGAUGUUUCGCACGUUCUUGCUCUGGAUUGUUUGCCGAUGUCUGCCGGGAGCUCGUUCCGCUCCCACUACGGUUCGUGACUCGAUGCCCGACGACUGCUGGCUUUUGACAGCUUCUCUCAACAAAGUUAGAUGGAGCUUAAGAUUUUUUUUAUUUUUGACACUGACAUGCUGUGGAUACAUUGGGUCAAUAAGGAGACGAGACUCUUGGCCUGAAUCUAACAAAGACUAAAAUGACACGUUUUGGCUCGGACUUUUACGACAAUUGGACAUGACGUCACCUUGACGGGCUGCGUGAGCGUCGCGCAGCUGAUGCACCGAGCAGAUGAAGCUGAACGUGACCGGCCUCGAAGUGUGCGCACGCCGUCAUGGCGGUCUUGGAGAAUGAAAAUAAAACAAGUUUGUCUGGUUC